Brassica napus (rape) is the source of this 4525-nucleotide messenger RNA. RefSeq names its product general transcriptional corepressor trfA-like. NCBI's taxonomy places the organism in Eukaryota, Viridiplantae, Streptophyta, Magnoliopsida, Brassicales, Brassicaceae. The record is from RefSeq and is a predicted model, not a curated record. The coding region runs from base 670 to 4377 and encodes 1235 amino acids. The transcript has 7 exons.
AACACUAAAUUCAAAAACAUGAUAAUUUAAUACCACUGAUCUUUGUAGUAUAUCCAGAUUCAUGUCUAGCUAAAUCCACUGAUUAAAUAAAAAGUGUUCAAGUCAAGUCACUUUAAUGUUACCGGUAAGUUUGAAUAAAACAAAGGUAAUACAUGUAUCAAUUAAACUAGUCAACUCCAAUUUAGAGAAUGCUAUAAGUGUGCUCUCCCUCUUUCUUUGACACUGUCUGAAAACUUUUAUUUUUAGUUUUAAAAGUUACAACUUAAAUAUACAAGAAUCAACUCAUCUAUAUUUGGAAUUUUUUCAUUAUACAAAUUACAAAAGGUAGGAUUAUUUACCUAAAUAAUAUUUGUGGAUGAAAGUAACAACAAAUCUAUUAAAAAUCAAACAGAGAGAAAAACAGCACAUACUUUUAUUUUUUCUUCUUGCCUUUCUUCUCCAUUGAUCUGUUUUGGCCUCUGUCUCUUCGUUUUCCCCUGUUCUGUCUCUUUGCUUUCUUCUUGUCCAUCAAAACUUUUUCCUCCUUGUUCGAAAAAUCUCCAUCAUUGAUGCUCUUGUUCUUGUUCUUCUUCUUCUCUAGAAGAGGUCAAGAAAUAAGAAAUUAUAGACAAAGAUCCGAUUAAAUAGGAUUUGUGUUCUUGAUUUUGGUGUUGCAAUAAAAAUGGCGUCAUGAUGACAUCUGACGUAGAAACGUCUCAGGCUUUUAAUUACGUAUUAAGCCCCCACGAGAGAUGCAUCCGAGGAGACAACAACAACAAUAAGAAGACCAAGAACAACAACAGCAACAACAACAAUGUCCGAAACAUACACGUCGCCUUCGAGAAGAAUCUCAAUGUUUUUGUCAGAGAUCAUCUCGAUAACGUUACCGUUGCCUCCGGUGAGAAUGUUGAUGAAUCCACCAAAGCGGUUCCUGAAAGUUCUUCCAACAAAUCCUCUGUUUUGAAAACAGAGGAACCUCGGUUAUCAUCGUCCUCUAUAGGAUCCGACCCGGAUCCGAAUUUACCUCAUCCGGGUCAACAAGAUAAGAACACGUCAAGGAAAGAAACCAUGCCGGCUUCUUCUCUGGUUCAGAUAUGGGAGGCAAGGACAACGAGCUCGAACCAAAACCAACCCCAAACCGAUAGCAGAACGAGUUCUUCAGGAUCAAACGUGUUAGAGAACUCAGAGUCUCUUAUUGAGGAACCAGUCAAAGAAUAUGAACCAAUACAGCCAGUUCAAGAAGGAAAAAAUGAAGAACAUAAAGAGGAAGAGAUUGAAUCUGACUCACAAUCUGUUUCUGGUGAGAAGGAAAGAGAAGGCGUAAGAGUUAUGGAUAUAAUCAGGAAACUAAGCAGCGACACGGAAACAACAACGGGUAAUAACGACAAUGGAAGCAGCAGUAACGAGAACGGCAAAGAAGUUCAGACAACAACAACAGAAACAAGAACUUUUCCUCAGGUUUCUUGUUCCCCAAGAAUAAGAGGGAGACAAGCAUUUGCUGAUUUAUUGAUUCAGAUGAUGCGUGAUCGUGAAAAGGAGCUGGCUAGUUUGUUAGAUCGCCAUUGUGUUUCAAAGUUCACGCACCGGGGAAGGAUUCAGUCGACGCUUAGGAUUCGGUGUUACGAAAGGUGCAUUGCGAUUCAAGAUAAGUAUCGGUCUAAGUCAUGGGCAGCAGGAUCUGAUUUAAACCGGGCAGGAGGAUCUGAUUUAAACCGGUCACCACGAGGGUCUGGUGUGAUGCAUCUUCUCAAGGAGAAAAAUAAGACAAAUUCUGAUAACAUUUCUAGUUCUGUCUCUUCUCGGUCUAGGGUGAUGGAGAAAGAUCCUCAGAAGUCUUUGGAGAAGAAAGCUGUGGAGGAAAUAAUGGAGAAGAUUGAUGUCAAGGAGGUUCGAGAAGUGGUUUCUGCGGUGGAAACCGCGAAGAAAGCUGUCCUGAGUGAACUUGUAGAGAACAAGAAUGGUUCAAAGAAAUCCACUGGAGAAACUAUUAAGAAGGAAAGUGCAGAAAGGAAAGGCGAAAAGCGAGAAACAAUGGCUCAAGAAGUGGUUUCUGCUGUGGAAACCGCAAAGAAAGCUGUCUUGAGUGAAAUUGUAGAAAACAAGAAUGGUUUAAAGAAACCAACAGGAGAAACUAUUAAAAAGGAAGUUGCAGAAAGGAGAGGCGAAAAACGCGAAACAAUGGAGAAACCUGUUGCUAAAGAAGGUCUUGAAAGGAGAGGCGAAAAGCGAGAAACAAUGGAGAAACCUGUUGCUAGAGAAGGUCAUGAAGGGAGAGGCGAUAAGGAGACGGUCAAGAAAGCUGUUUUGAGUGAAAGUGCAGAGGGUAAGAGUGGUUUAAAGAAACCUAUAGGGGAAACCCUUCAGAAAGAAACUACAGAAGGGAGAGGAGAUAAAGGAGAAACAAAGGAGAAAGCUAUUGCUAAAGAAAAUGUGCAAGGGAAUGUUUUGGUUGGAAUAGCUGAGAAGGUGAACCGAUGGAACUCAGAGGAGAAACUGAAUAGGAGUAGAUGGACAGAGAAAGGUAAAACUGAGACCAAAGCUAAUACUGAGAGAGUUGAUAAAAAUGAUGUAUUAGAAGAUGCUAAAAGAACCAGUAAUGUCCAAAGUGGGGAAAAAAGCAAUACUACUUGUGAGUUUCCUGAGAAAGAAGUAAGAAGAAAGGAAAAGGAAGAUUGUGUUUCUGUAGAAACUAAGUCCAUAGAGAUUGGAGAUCCUCAACAAGGGACUGCACAAGAAGAGGAAAAGGUUGUCCAGGAGACAACAACCAGAAACAAUAAAAAUGGUUUAAAGAAACCUACUGAGAAGGAAAGUAGAGAAGUGAGAGAAAUGGAGGAAAGUGUAGAAGGAAACACAUUUAUGGGAAUAGCUGAGAAGGUGAAAAUGUGGAACUCCAAGUACAAAAAGAGUAGGAGAAGAUAUUCUAUGGACAGAGGUAAAGGCAAAACAGGCAAACCUAAUACCGAGAGAAAUGAAGUGUUGCAAGAAGCUUCAAGGAGAAUCAUUAAUCUCAAAACUGAGGAGAGAAGUAUUACUACUUCAAAGGAGAAAGUUGUUGGUACACAAGAGAUUAAGGAUAAAAGAGAGAGUAGUAGAGAAAUAAUGCAGUGUGAACCUGAAGAGAAAGGAAGAAGAAUGAAAGAGGAAGAGCUUUGUUCUGAAGAAGCCAAGUCCAAAGAUAUCACUGAGGUGAAAAUCAUGAGUUCUCAAGAAGUUAUUACACCAGCAAAAGAAUCUGCAUGUCAUGGCUCUCCAGAGAGAGGUAAAGAGCUAAGUGCUUCACUACAAGGUGAAGAAAUGUUUAUUCUGCAAAACCUAGAAGACAAGUCUACUAAAGAGACUGAUGGAAACAAUUUUCAAGAAAAUAUAAUUGAAGAAGACUCUAGAGAGAAGGCUAAAGAGAAGAAUGCUUCACAACAGGAUGAAGAGGUGAAAGAAGUAGCAAUAGAGUUUGCAAAUGAUUGGGAUGAAAAAGAAGAUGAUGAUGAUGAUGAUGAUGACUAUGAAGAUUAUGGAGAUUUUGAUGAUUACAUUGGAGAAAUUUCAACUGAUUGGAUCUACGAUGUAUCGAGGCCUCGAAGUUACUGGGAAGAGUUAAGGAAAGAAAGGUACCUUGAGGUUCUCAACACUGAAUCAGAUAAAAAGGACAUAUGUAACCUUAUCCAGAGCCGAACAGUUUCCAACUUCUUGACGAGUGACUUGCGACAAAAAAUCGAUAAUUUGAUGACAAGUCUCGUGCAGAAUCACUUAGGCGUACCAAUCAAUCAAGAAGAAGACGAAGAAGAAAAAGAAGAGUGGGUUGAAGAGUGCUCAGCAAGGAACCAAGAAUAUAAUGAAACAGAGGAAGAACCAGAGAAGACAAAUCUUGAAGCUGCAAGCGACACAAUUCUUGAAGCUGAUCAUGACGCUUGCAGCCAAUCAUCAGAAAGGAGUAGUACGUUGAUGAUUUCGUGGAGUUUCAGGGAUCAAGAUAUUGACAAGGAUCACGAACCCACAGCGUCUUUAUCUCUCCCUGAGCCUUCUUCUGCCACAAGUCAAACUACACAGGAGAUGCAGAUGAUAAGUGAUCUCAGGGAACAAAUGGAGCAGCUUCAACGAGAAAUGCUAGAACUGCGAAACACCGUUAAAUCUUGCACUGAUAUGCAACUUCAUUUCCAGAAAUCUUCAACUCAAGAUUCUUGUCGCUCUGGCUCAUCUUCAGAACAACGAGUAGAAACUAAGAAUCCCUUAAAACGCAAGUGUUGCGUUUGCUCUGAGAUGCCUGUUGACUCGCUUCUGUAUAGGUGUGGACAUAUGUGCACGUGUCUAAAAUGUGCUCAUGAGUUGCAAUGGAGCAGUAAGAAAUGUCCGAUUUGCAUGGCUCCAAUCGUCGAUGUUGUGAGAGCUUUUCUUGAUGCUUAGGAUUUAAAAAAAAAGAACAAUAUUAAUUUAUCUGUUAGUUUGGAAUCUGAUACAUCUGAUUAUACCUGAUAACAUUUGUUUGCCUUGUUGUUCUGCCAUGUUGAGAUCAUUACAAUAAAAAGUUCCGAUAUACUCCUCAUAUCAUAUG